AUGCAUAAGCGUGCCGUCAACUCGGCUUGUAGACAUGCCGACAACUUCGUCAUGUCGCUGUGCAGCAUGGAGCCCUCGGUGAAGGGGUUUCUGCUGCGCCGACGCGCCAUCAUCGGCCUGCUCGGCCUGCUCCUCAGCAUAUGGACACUCCGAUGGCUGAUGCCAAAUGAAGGAAGGCCGUUUUGGAUGAGCGAACCCGCACCGCUGCCCACAACUAGCAGCAGUAGUAGCGGCAGCAGCAGCAACUACAACAACAAAGAAUCCGCCAAGGGCAAGUCACCCGCGGCGCAGGCGUCAUCACAGCCGUCCGCAAUCGUCCACGGAAACCCGGACUACAGCGUGGAUCUCUCGGAUCUGGAUGCCCCGUACAUAGGCUGGCCACUGAAGAGGGUAUGUCAGGAGGUCGAACCUGUGGAGGGCGUGGUAUGGGUGUGCGACAAGAACUGGGGCGGCAUGGGCAACAUCCGCAACUUCAUCCUCAACUGUCUCAGAUACGGCAUUGAGGCGGGCGCGACGGGGAUGGUCAUACCCGAGAUUCAUCUGCGUGACGAGGAGGACAUCACCGACUACAUAACACCACUCAAAGCGCCUUUCAGCUACAUGUUUGACGAGGCGCACUUCCGCACCGCAAUGGGCGAUAACUGCCCGCACAUCACCCUCUACAACUCCACGCGCGACGUGCCUUACUUCGACGCCACCGCCGCCACCAUCACCGGCGAGUCACCCAUCCCGGAGGUGGACCCGCGGACGCUAGUGAGCACGCCGCAGAAGUGUGACGCGGCCCAGACGGACCGUCACGUCGACCGCUUCGGCGAGCGGUUCCGCGCGUACAUGAGCAGCGGCGAGACAAACGGCACGUCAGGAAUGCCGUCGCUGCUACCGCCGCCGUCAUCGACGGCACCCCGAUUAUUCCGCAUGAUCGACAAAGACAGGAGGCCGGCGCUGCCCGUCAUGUGGGCGUGGCCUGUGCACCGCGACGGGGCCGAGUUCGCAAAUACGUUCGGCACGCUGCUCCGGUUCAACCCACGGCUGAUGAGGCUAGGGCGGCGGGCGCUGGAGGGCAUGCGCGAGUUCUCCCGGACGGUCGGGGACGAGGAGGACGGGUCUUCUUCGGCAGCCAAGGGCGACGACAAAGAGAGGGGCAAGUUCCUGGGCGUGCACCUGCGGUCCGAGAUCGACGCCGAGAAGUUCUGGCCGACGUACGCGGAGCAGCGCUCCGCGUACCUGCGCAAGGCGGCGGAGAAGAACCUGACGUCGGUGGCGUACGUGGCGUGCGGCGACGCGGGCCAGAUCGCGCGGUUCGGGCGCGACGCGCAGGCGCAGCUGGGCAUGACGGUCGUCAGCAAGACGGACGUGCUGGCCGGGGCGGACCUCGCCGAGCUCGAGAGCCUGACGUGGGACCAGCAGGCCAUCGUCGACUUUAUCGUGCUGGCCGGGAGCGACUACUUUGUCGGCAACUCGCGCAGCAGCUUCUCCAUCUUCCUCGCGCAGAGGCGCCACCUGCAGACCGACGGGCUGUACUCGCGACAGUACAAGGUGCGCUCUGAGGGGUUCGGGCGGAGCUUUGUCGUCGGGCCCAAGGAGCUGUACUUUGAUCACUGGUUGUUUAUCUGGGAUGCUGCAUGGCCAUGA
Molecule: messenger RNA, 1632 nt
Organism: Diaporthe amygdali
Lineage: Eukaryota; Fungi; Ascomycota; Sordariomycetes; Diaporthales; Diaporthaceae
Product: lternative oxidase
Exons: 1
Coding region: 1-1632 (543 amino acids)
Source: RefSeq, a predicted model, not a curated record